Molecule: messenger RNA, 861 nt
Organism: Bipolaris sorokiniana ND90Pr
Lineage: Eukaryota; Fungi; Ascomycota; Dothideomycetes; Pleosporales; Pleosporaceae
Exons: 2
Coding region: 1-861 (286 amino acids)
Molecular function (GO): oxidoreductase activity
Source: RefSeq, a predicted model, not a curated record
AUGCACUUCGACAAGCGCCAGAGCGCCCAGAGAUGCUCAAACCCUCGUAUCCGCGUAGAAUGGGACAGAAUGAACGAUACUGACAGGCAAAAAUACUUCGAUGCCUUCAAGUGCUUGAUGCGCCGCCCUCCCUCGGGUCAAUUUUCUCAAGCGAAAAGUCGAUACGAAGACUUUACAGCGCUGCACCAGAUUCUUACACCCAACAUCCACACCAACGGCAAGUUUAUCUUCUGGCACAGGGCUAUGCUUCUUCUUUUGGAGCGUACCAUGCGUAGCGAAUGUGGGUUCGAUGGACCCAUGGCUUGGUUCGACGAAGCUCGCUAUGCUGGCCGCUUCGCGCAAUCCUCCCUGUUCAAUUCCCAAUGGCUUGGAGGCCUCGCAAUCAACAACCAGUGUGUAAGGGAUGGUCAAUUCGCCAACCUUAUCUGCAAUGUCGGCCCCGGCUCAUCCAAUCAGCCUCAUUGUCUGUCGCGCAACGGUGACGGCGCCCUCACCAAGAACUGCAACCAAGAAUACGUUGACAUUUGCAACAACUACCCCGACUGGGCUGGAAUGAGCAGAUGUGUCUUCCAGGGUUACCACGCCUUCGGCCACAACGGAAUCGGAGGCCCUAUGAUGGAUGUACAGGCCUCUCCUUGUGAACCAUUCUUCUUUCUCCACCACGCUUAUGUCGACCGCAAUGCACGCCUCUACACCAACAAGAACCCACAAUGGCUCUCUCAAAUGAACGGAGUCGACGCUUCCGACAGACCACUCACCCUCGACACCACCGUCAACACCUACGGAAUGAUGCCAGAUCUCACCAUCCGGGACCUCGUCGACACUCUUAGCGUGCCGCUCUGCUACAGAUACGACUACUAA